Molecule: messenger RNA, 1452 nt
Organism: Thecamonas trahens ATCC 50062
Lineage: Eukaryota; Apusomonadida; Apusomonadidae
Exons: 2
Coding region: 1-1452 (483 amino acids)
Molecular function (GO): protein binding
Source: RefSeq, a predicted model, not a curated record
AUGCUCGUUGGUCUUCCCACAGAGCUGCUCCAUCUGAUUGGCUACGGUUUGCGUGUUCUGUCGGCGGCCGAUGUUGUGCGGUUGGCAGGGACGUGCAAGCGGUUGCAAACGGGGCUGCUGGGCUCGGCACACGGAAAGAAGCUGGCUCAGGCAUUGCUCGGAUUUGAUGCUUGCGUGGAGAAGCGUCUUUGGAAGGGGGCACUGGUAGCGCUUGCACAGGUACCGGCACGCGAACAGGCCAGCUUUGUCGGCGAUGGCGGCGUCACGUCGCGGAUGGCGGUUGUCGUCGCGGCACGGGAGCGGGACGAGGACUGGCUGAGUCUGGUCUCUGCGAUGGCCGCAACGGGCGCGAUGAUCACGGUGCCGGAUGGCGCGCAGCUGCUGGAGAUGCAGUGGGUCGGCGGUCCUCUGAAAAUUGGCGCGGUAGCGGUGAUUGUGUGCGGCGGCGAGCAGCUUGUGGGGCUGGCAAGUGAGCUGCUUGCGGUGAUAAGUGGAGUGAGCCGUGCAGGCGUGCUUUGUGCUGCUGCGGCGAAAGGCUUCGUCCGGCUGAUUAGCCAGCUGCUGCGGAUUGAUGAUGGCACAGACGUUGUCCAGGAAGGCCAGUGUGCUCUAGCAUGGGCAUGUGCGUACGGACACGACGCGGCGGUGAGGGUGCUCCUCAAUGACAGGCGGAUCAACCUGUCUGCAUACGACAACGCUGCAUUCAGGUACGCCGCAGCGCAUGGGCAGACUGCGGUGCUGGCUCUCUUGCUCAAGGAUCGGCGAGUUGACCCGUCUGCCGGUAACAACGAAGCACUGAGGGUGGCGAUCAAGGGGAGUCACCGCGACGUGGUGGCACUGCUUGCGGGCGACGCACGGGUCGAUCCGUCAGUCAGCCACAACCAUGCCAUUCGCUGGGCAAGCCGCAACGGAUAUGACGACAUUGUGAUGACACUCCUCGCUGAUGACCGGGUAGAUCCUGGCAGCUACGGAAACCAGGCGAUCCAGUCGGCAUGCGACAAGGGCCACACACGCGUGGUCGAGCUCCUUCUCGCCGACGACCGAGUUGAUCCUGCCGCGGCCGACAACUACGCAUUUCGUGCAGCAUGCGAUCGUGGGUGGGCCGACGUGGUGUCACUGCUACUCGGCGACCGGCGAGUCGACCCCACUGACAAGGACAACUACGGGCUCCGAUUCGCAGCGCGACGGAUCAACGCUGCAGCAGAGAACAACUAUGCGCUUUGCUGGGCAUCGCGUGCUGGGCACGUCGAGGUGGUCAAGAUCUUGCUUGGCCAGGCGUGUGUCGAUCCGACGGCCAACAACUACGAGGCCGUCAGGCAGGCAUCGGAGAACGAAUUCACCAACGUCGUUUCGGUUCUCUGUGCAGAUGCUCGCGUCCAGCCGGAGGUGGUUGCGCGGUACUGGCGCAUAAGAAUGACGGAGGAGCGUGUAGGGCCAGCAUGUCCGAAGUGA